Messenger RNA from Chelonoidis abingdonii (Abingdon island giant tortoise), 2338 nucleotides. RefSeq names its product developmentally regulated GTP binding protein 2 (gene DRG2). Gene Ontology annotation, molecular function: GTP binding; GTPase activity. The record is from RefSeq and is a predicted model, not a curated record. NCBI's taxonomy places the organism in Eukaryota, Metazoa, Chordata, Testudines, Testudinidae.
GCGGCAGUUUCCGGCCGAGGAGCCGCGGUGGCUGGAACGCGGCGCGUUAGGCCUUUGGCGGCCGCUUCGGAGCCCGGCUGCGCCCCCCGCCCGCCGGCGCCAUGGGCAUCCUGGAGAAGAUCUCGGAGAUCGAGAAGGAGAUCGCCCGCACCCAGAAGAACAAAGCUACCGAGUACCAUCUUGGCCUACUGAAGGCAAAGCUUGCAAAGUACAGAGCUCAGCUACUAGAACCCUCCAAAUCUGCCGCUGCUAAAGGAGAGGGUUUUGAUGUGAUGAAAUCUGGAGAUGCCAGAGUGGCACUGAUUGGCUUUCCCUCUGUGGGUAAGUCCACAUUUCUGAGCUUAAUGACCUCCACAGCCAGUGAAGCUGCCUCAUAUGAAUUCACAACGCUGACGUGUAUUCCAGGUGUCAUAGAAUACAAAGGAGCAAACAUUCAGCUUUUGGAUCUGCCUGGAAUCAUCGAAGGAGCUGCACAAGGGAAAGGGAGAGGACGUCAGGUGAUAGCUGUGGCUAGGACUGCUGAUGUCGUCAUCAUGAUGCUGGAUGCCACCAAGGGCGAAGUACAGAGGUCUCUCUUGGAGAAGGAAUUGGAAUCUGUAGGAAUCCGGCUGAACAAAUGCAAACCAAACAUCUACUUCAAGCCAAAGAAGGGUGGGGGCAUCUCCUUUAACUCGACUGUCACGCUGACCCAGUGCUCCGAGAAGCUGGUGCAGCUCAUCCUCCAUGAGUACAAAAUCUUCAAUGCAGAGGUUCUGUUUAGAGAAGAUUGUUCUCCUGAUGAGUUUAUCGAUGUGAUUGUCGGUAACAGAGUCUACAUGCCCUGCCUUUAUGUUUAUAACAAGAUUGACCAGAUAUCUAUGGAAGAAGUAGAUCGUCUGGCUAGGAGACCCAACAGUGUUGUGAUCAGCUGUGGGAUGAAGCUGAACCUGGACUAUUUACUGGAGAAGCUGUGGGAGUACCUGGCGCUUACCUGUAUCUUCACUAAGAAGAGAGGACAGAGACCAGACUUCACAGAUGCCAUUAUUCUCCGGAAAGGGGCUUCUGUAGAGCAUGUGUGCCAUCGAAUUCACAGAACGUUAGCCAGCCAGUUCAAAUACGCCUUGGUGUGGGGAACCAGCACAAAAUACAGUCCUCAAAGAGUAGGAUUAACUCAUUUGAUGGAGCACGAAGAUGUCAUCCAGAUUGUCAAGAAAUAACCUUCUUAGCCACUGCUCACUGGUGCCUGACCCUGCCUUAGGCUGAAGAAUCAGAACUGACUUAUUGUGACCGUAUAAAAGCCAAAAAAAGGAAUAUGUGCUCCAAAGCUACGUAGGCUUCCAUGAAGCUUGUUCCAUUGGAGAUGGGAAGAGACUAAGGAUACAUUAUAACAGGUGGGGAUGGGGGAGACGAGGGAAUUCCCAUCUUGUGACAUUUCGUGCAAGCAAGCUACCUUGCCUAGCAUCUCUAAAAGUUGGAUCCUGAAGCCCAUUUGUUAUGAUGAGAAGAGAAUUGUCUCCCCGGCGGCCUCCUGUACCACUGCAGAUUUCACAUACAUGUCUGUCUGUUAUACCAGCUUUCUCAGUCAAUCGGAAUCUGUGGAUUUCUCCAUGCAAAUAUGACUCUUCUCUUGGUGCCAUUGAUACCAGCACUGAGAGAUGUUACCUGCCAUUCAUUGGACAUUCCUGUCCUUUAAUAUAAGUGUGUCAUUAAAGCAAACCUUUCCCUUCUGCGCUCGCCCAAUACAAGGGCUGCUAGAAUUCACAGCCUUUCUUGCUGUCCACGGGUUUCUUAGUUCUGCACCUCAGUGGCUUUAGACAGCAGUCUCCCACCUCUGAGACAGUCCUAGGCUGAGCUUUUGAAAGUCCCACUCUAUCAAAUUUAAAACCAAUAUUUCAUGCCUCUUGUUAACCCUCUGACAUAGCCGAUAGGGUGUCCUGAUCCAAUCAGUACUGUUGAGAGAGCUGGAAAGUGCAUCCCUAUUAACAAUGGGAUUGACACAUGGCCAGGCCACAGGUGCCAUAGCUACAUCCUAGAAGAGCACCAAGAGGAUUCAUUUCUGUCCAUGUCACAGGUCAGAAAGAUGGCAUUAGGAGAUUCCUAGUGGGAAACCUCUGCCUUCUCCUUCCACCUUUUCUGCCAUAGUACCUGAGGUAUAGUUGUCUGGACACCACUUGUCUCUAAAUCAUGCAUCCACAGCUCCUAAAUCAUAGAAAUAGCUAUUCAGGCUCAAAUCCCAUUCUAUGCUGUGGCCUUUUUUGGCUAUAAUAAAUGAACAAUAGUGCUUCUUAAUGGAGAUCUUCCAUCAGAAAACUUGGAUUUUUCUAAUCAUGCUUUAUUAAAUGUUGUUGCUAACAGUUUA